GGCGGUCGUAGAGGGGUCGAGGGGGGCAGGGGGGCAGGCGGAGUGCAGCGGGGCGGUGCAACGCGCGCCGCCGGCCCGGCCGUCGACGGGCAGACAGUAGGACGGCAACGCCACUGCGAGUCGGUGACCAAGGCGCGAACAGCGCGCUCGCACCGUGACAUGUAGCGCGGCCGCCGCGCUCAGCCUCGCGACUCCACCGUCGGUGGCGGCGCGCCGAUGCGCCUGCCGUCCGCGCCGACGACGCCCGCGCCGCCGUGACCGUACCAACGCGAGUACAGAGUGAAUCCCUCUCUUGGACCUGAAGCGAGCCCGACGACCGUCGGAUGGAACCCCGAGUGCGCCGAUUCGCAUCAAGGUUAGCUGAAUAUUUGAAUCGGCGGGAGCUAGCUCAGACAUGGGAAGUGAGCACUAUUGCCUAAGGUGGAACAAUCAUCAGAGCAACCUGCUGGGAGUUUUCAGCCAGUUGCUUCACGACGAGAGUCUGGUAGACGUCACGCUCGCCUGCUCCGAGGGUGCCUCCAUAAGAGCUCACAAGGUCGUUCUGUCUGCGUGCUCAUCCUACUUCCGUUCGCUGUUCGUGGACCACCCCUCGCGACAUCCCAUAGUGAUCCUCAAGGACGUGGGUCUGGAGGAGCUGCGGACCCUGGUCGACUUCAUGUACAAGGGAGAGGUCAACGUCCAGUAUUGCCAACUACCCGCGCUCCUCAAGACUGCUGAGAGUCUUCAGGUCAAGGGAUUAGCUGAAAUGACUACAUUAAGUGCAGCUGGUAUCGAUACAAGAAACGUUCCUGAACCAAUGGAUGAGUGUCAAUCCCAGGACACUAAGGAGUGUCAAGAGUCCCACGAGAGACUAGAUGGUUGCGAGAAAUGGGAGAGAGAAGAAAGGCGUGACGCGAAGGAUUUGCGGGAUACCCGUGAUAGAGAAAACAAGGAUCGAGACUCAAGAGAAGCUCAUCCAAGAGAAAAUCGUGAGUCGAGGGAAUCACAUAGAGAGCAUAGAGAACCGCGAGACUUAAGAGAACAUCGCGACCAUCGCGAUGUGAGGGAGCAUAGAGAGGCGAGAGAGCCUAGGGAACCUCGUGAACCCAGAGAAAACAGAGAACCACGAGAAACUCGCGACCAUCGCGAAGUUCCUCGGGAUUUAAGGGACAAUAUAAGAGAAAUUCGAGAAUCUAAAGAAAUAGAGUCAACACCUCCAAGGAUAUCGCCAUUACUGACAGUUCGGAGAUUUAGAAAUGAGAAUUCAACAGAACCUCCUACCCUAACGCAUCCUCCCCUGCCCAAGGAUGAACCGCCUGACGAACCAAUGCGUCCUUCAUCGCCCGAGGACGACGCAGUAUCUAUAAGAUCAAAUGGGGCACAUAAUGAAAACAUUGGCAUAAACAUGACUAUAAACAGCCACGGCGUGCUGGGGCCGCGAUACUCGCCAGUGGAACAGCGGCUGAGCGUGUUGAACGCGAUUUCACACCCUGGUCUACCUCAUCCUUCACAUGCAUCAUUGCCCAGUCCACGGAAUGAGCCAAUCGCAGGCCCCUCGGGUCUGCCGCCGGUGCAACAAGUACCCUUGUCUCUGAAGAAGGAAGUAGAUUGGGACCGGAGUAAUGAAGACAAAGGUGGCGAGUCAUCCACGGAUUAUCGAAUACAGCAUGAAUCUAUGUGUCUGGACAUGACAUGCAGUUCACCCAGUAUUCCGAGUCCUAUUCCACCGCGAAGCCCUACCGCUCUACCGAUCUGGUCGCCGUUACUGGCAUUACAAGCGUGCCGCUUACGCAGGUAUCUUAGCGAUGACUGUAUGACUUACCAAAACAGGCACCUCCUUCACUCGGAGAGACGCCGGUGUGGAGUUUGCCUCGCCUCAUUUCCCUCCACGUGGCUCCUGGAGCGCCACGCCGCCCUGCAGCACGCAUCGCAGACCUCUUGCGACGAUAAACCAUUUGUCUGCGAACAAUGUGGACAAAGUUACAGAUAUAGGUCCGCUUAUGUCAAACACAGAGAGCAAAAUCACCGAGCCAGGUUACCGGCUGACAAACUAUUCACCUGUGAUGUCUGUGGAAUGCAGUUUCGCUAUCUCAAGUCAUUCAAAAAACAUCGUUUGAACCAUACUUUAGAGCGACUUCACACUAAGAACACCGAUCAGAGUGACAGUUUAAAUCAAGUUUCUAGCACAAACGAGGCUUUGUUAGGUCGCUGUGGUGAAAUGGACCUUUCUAUUAAAAAGAAAAACAGACCUGAAAACACCAGAAGCCCCCCGAUCGAAGUUCACGAUGAACAAGACAGUACCGUUGACUCGAACGGCCCAUCAGACUCCAUAGUGACAGUUGACGAUUCGACUGACUGCAGGAACUCGAGUGCCGAAAGUGAGAGCAAACGAGACGGCACUCCCUCGGAAGAGAGAAGGCGCGUUCCUGUCUCAUUUGCCAGCGUUAGUUCAAUCGCAGAUAGUUCAGAGAGCGAGUCUCGAGCUGAUAGCAAGCACGAUAGCGCGAGUCCACAUUCGGGCAUUAUGGGAUUCUUGCAAAAUGACGAUAGGCAACGAGAUAGGGAGAGGAGAUUUGCAUGCCCGUUUUGCGGGAAAUGCGUUAGGUCCAAAGAGAAUUUAAAGUUGCACGUGAGGAAGCACACCGGGGAGCGACCGUUCGUGUGUUUGUUCUGCGGGCGCGCGUUCGGGGGCAAGAGCGACCUGACUCGGCACCUCCGUAUUCACACCGGUGAGAGGCCGUACCACUGCGAGGCCUGCGGUAAGUGCUUCGCGCGGGCCGACUACCUGUCCAAGCACUUGACCACUCACGUGCACAACGCGCGCUGAUCCGCCGCAUCCGACGCCUCUGCGCCGACCGCGCCGUCCUCCGUUCAAUAUUCGCAUACGUCUAUAUUUAUUGACCGAGUCAUAUUAUAACAUUAAAUCGGAAUAUUUUUUAAAACAUUUUUAAACUUUACACGAUAUUAAGCAGGUUUUAUUAAUAGUUCACAGGACUGUUUUUAUUUUAGAGUUGUUUACGGAUAAGUAGUUAAUUGAGUAUUUUUUGAUAAUUAUCUAAGAGGAUACACGUUGGAACGUCAGAUGACAAGAAGUGGUUGCACAAGAAUAGGUAAUACACCGUUGAUCGAUUAUACGCCUUACAGACUUAGGUAUUAACCUACCCACCAGUUUGGCACUGACAUAAACGCUAGCGUGAAUGUAACUUACUUUCUAAGCAUCUCGCUCGUACUGGCAUAUUAAUGCGAGCGAGAUAUAUAGAAAUUAAAUUACGUAGGCGUUAACGUAUAAUAUGUCAGUGUUGACACUGUCAGUGACUCGUGGUACGGGUACUAGACUUUGACGAUAUUAAUGAUUUACGUGUCAGUGUCAGAAUAAUAGUUUGUUUGUGUGAGUUUGUAAUACGAUAUUGCGUUAAUUUCACUUAAUAUUUCUUGCAUUAAUAGUAUUCUUCUACCACACAUAAACUUACUUCUACCCCGUUACCCAUAUGUUAAAGAGAAUAGUUGCUUGCACUAAAAAUUCAAGGAAUGUAAAUUAACCUAGAUUAUUUUUAACUCAUCUUUAAUUUAGCUUUGUGGUAAUUCUUAGGUACUUGGAUGUGCAACGGUAUCGAUAGGUACCUACUCGGUACACAUUAAUGAAAGAAAGAGCGAAGCUCACCGUCCCAUGUAUCUAACUCUUACGACGGAAAAGGAUAACUACAAAUAUUUAAUAAAAUUACCUACGUCUUAAUUACUUAGGUUUAGUAUAAUUUCACAAGUCAACCAGUUAGGGUGUAAGGGUAAUUUUAUUUCUUUGACGCAGCACAUUAUUCAGAUCGGAUUUGUUUAUGUGUGAUGUUUUCGUAUCCGUUGCAGAGUGAUCUAAUGCAAUACAAACGGGUGAUAAUGUUAUUAUACGAAUACGUAAUUAAUAUAUUAUUUUAUUCAAUACGACAACGCCACUUAUGUUUCUGUUAAGGAAGUGCUUCACAUAGUUUCUUUUGCCAUAUUUUUAUAUGUCACUGUAAUUUUAAGAUUGAAGUAACUCAUUCCAUUGAAGAGUAGGUAUCUAGAAAAUUGUUAGUUGCGAUGAUAGAUACAUAAGUAGGAGAAUGCAAAAGCUGUGAUUUGUAUGAUUAAGACCAGUCAACCAGUUUAGGACAUCGAAAAAGUUUUGUAUAAUUUAAAUAUGAUAUAAGGAAAUAAUUUUAAAGAGCGUUUAAAUAAGUAAAGCUAGGUUUAAGAAAUCUCUCUGUGCCAAAAUAUUUACCUCAUACAAAUAAACAGUGAAUUAUAUUAUAAAGAAUGUAAUGCCGUGCUACCUAUAUUAAUAUUAAAUGCAAGUGACGAAAUCACUUAUUUUUUUUAUUAAUAUGUGCAUGCCUGACGGAUCUGGUUUGAUUUUAUAGAUAAUAAUAUGUACAAUUUAUACAAUUAGUUCAAAGUAUAGCAUUUUUACUUAUUCUAUGUAUUUACUACAUGAAAUAAAACCACUUUUUCGUCCAGUCGAACCAUAAUCUCCUACAUUAGGUAAGGAGUUGGCGACUCUAAAUAAGUUACUGUGUUUUAGUACAAACAUACUGGCCUGCAUUUUCACUGCAAUAUUAUGCUAACACGCGACAUUAGUCGCUCUUGGACGACGUCAACUGCCGCAAAUGUGAUAAUUUUUGUUGUUAUUCUCAAAAAGGAGAUUGGGUGGAAAAUAAAGGGUUGUUCUUUCAAUCUAUUUACACUGCAUUAAGCAAGUGAGUUUUUAACCUGUUAUACAUGCACACGAGAACACAUUAGAAGUAACGGAUAAAAUUGCAUACAUUGAAAUAAUUAAAGAAAUGCUCAAUUUUCUUUACAACCUCCUUUUCAACUAGAUUCCAAAGUAACUAUACAGUGUCAAUUAUGUACAUUAUAUAGAAUAAGUGAUUUAAUACCGGCAUUUUAAAAAUAAGUAAUUUUUAUUAAUUGCUAUUUGCGGGCCAGUAUUUUUCUGAGAAUGAUGCAAUAGUCAUUGUAAAAUAGUUGUCAUAAUCUACAUUUUAAGUAUAUUGUAUUUUAUGAUAAUAACAGCCAAUGCAACGAAGUUGAAAGAAACGGGAAACAAUAUAAUUUAAUUCAUGAUUUUCAAUCGUAUAAUGUAUAGCUUCCGUUUGAUAAUUGUUAAUUUAUAUGAAAGAUACACUUGAAUAGGAUGUACUGUUAUAUUAUAGUUAUUUAAGUUUGCCAGAGGGAUUUAAUAUGUAAUAUUUAGGUAGGUAGUCGAAAACUUCUAAGUAGGUAUAAACGAGAAGCAAUACUCUGAAUUUUUAUUUUUAAUACUCUUUACAGAAGGAAUAAGUUGACUGGUCAAUAUUAGGACACGUGCACUAUUUUUGUGAGAUUAAUAGAAUGAGAAGAAAUGCACUACACCAACGACUUGCACUUUGAUAUUGUUGAUCAGUUUUCGUGUUUUUUCUGUAAAUAUUGAAGUUUUUCAACAAUACCAUCGAAAUAAACAAUGAAAUACCAUGUAUAGGUAACUAAUGAAAACAAAAUGUGUAUAAUGUAGAUAUUUGCCAUUACGUCAAAUCUAAACAAUAUGAUAUAUUAAUAUUCAAAAUUGAUGUUGACUGUUUUUAUAAUUAUAUGAUCGGUAGUUACUUGAUGUUGUGGUGUAAUUAGUGUCUUAUAGGUAUAAGGUUAUUAACCACUCACAUUUGCUCUCGGCGUUGCUGUAAUAAUCUUUGAUAGAACCCCCAUUGUUGCCAGUUUUAUACUAUAUGUAAGUAGGUAUCCAUUUUGAUAUUCCAUAGAUGAACAUCAAGUCAACGCUUCGGCAAUUAUGAGUGGUUCAUUAUUUUGAACUCUCUUAGUGUUAACUAUUGGUGUGGUAUUCUUUAUAUUUGUUCAUGUAAUAUAAAUAUCUCUAAUAUAAAUAAUUUUAAAUCAGAUUCAUAAUUAUACUCAGCACUGCAGAGGAUUGUAAAUAUGCGAGUACUAACCAGGACAAAUGUGAUAAACUAGAAUGUAAGGGUUCUCUUUUGUUUAGUUUUAUAAUUAUUGUGAGGAAGGUUUUACCAUUUUAAUUUCAAAAUAUAAAUUUAUUACAUAUCUUCUCACAACAUUUGCGUUGUUUCAAACGUGGAAAGUUUUGUUAUUUGGCAUAUUUUAACUUCAGAGUUAGUGUUUUAUCUAAAUGGGCAUUAUUUAUUUUAUACGUUUUGGAAGGACUUCUAGGUGGAACUUUUGGAAACCUACCUCAACUCCUACCAAAGGCUGGCCCUAACCGUAUACUAAAGUAAGGUUUGGUCUCGGAAAUCGGUUAAAUAAUAGGUACCGUGACGCACAAUUUAACCACAGAAAAUCGUUAUAUCUCCGUCCAAUCUAAAUAACUAUCAGUGUCUUUAAUUUUUAAUCAUGGACAAAAGUAUGUUAUUUAUAAUAGCAUGACCAUUAACUGCAAACUUUGCUAGUUUUCUAAUGAUUUUUAAAUAGUUUGUUGUUGGUAAAGCACGUUAAUAAUCUAGGAAUACCAUGUGACGAAAUAGCGACUUAUCGAAUGAGACGCUUUGGUAGAAGUCCAUUAUAUAAGGGCUCUCUUCGUAGGCAUUAAAUCGUUAAUAGCGAGGAGGGGGAGGGGUGAUGAUUGUGAUAUUAAUUUAAGUCCCAACAGUGGCCGAGAUAUGUCUCCAGCGUACGCGAUUCAACGAAGACCGAUUCUAGACUGAUUUUUGGGUAGAAGAAAAGUAGGCCAGAAGUUUCGCCGUUUGUAAAAUCGUAGCGAAUUAAAAUUUAAUACAGAUUGAUUUUAAAGUUUUAAAAGCCAAAACAAUGCAAUAGUUCACGAUAUCAAAACAAUAAGAGAGUUUACCUACUUAAGUUUUAAACAUAACAUAUACAGAAUUUUUUAUAUACCAAUCUUAAAUUAUUUUUCAGAUGUAUUGAUUUUUAUACGUCUCCAUAUACAACGUUGAAUAGAGGUAAGUGUAGGUAUCGUAGAUGGGUCUAUUAACCGCGUGGUGCUACAAUGUGUAAUGAUAUGUGAUAGAAACUGUUCUACAGAGACAUUUUAUUUAUUGAAGCUUCCAUAGGUAAUUAAAUUAUAAACUACUUACAUAAAAUACUGAAAACAGCAUCAGCAAUAAUUUUGUUUAGAUGUUAUCACAUAAGGGUUUUUUUGGAACAGUAUUUUUAAAAGUAUCUUGUGUCUCUAAGAAGUCUAAGAAUCAACGUAUUCAAUAUUGUAAGAAUGUGUUGGUGUAUAUGGUGCUUAGCCAUUUGGAUAGAAAAAUAGAUUACGCAAUUUGGUCGUCGUGCCGUACUGCACCUUGGAAGCUAACAGGUUAUAUGUAUUGGUUAAAUGUAAAGGACAUUCGACCUAUAGCUCCCAAGGCGCAACUAGGAAGAUUGAUGCUAGACGGGGCGAGCCGAGGCGAAUUGUUUCAAAUUUUUUCCGCAUUCGCGGUAAAUGUGCAGAUAUAAGUUCGUCGUAUAAGGCAGAACCUGCCUGAUAAGUAGCUAGUAAAAUUUCAAUAGCAACCAUUUGUCAAUAGGCAACAAUAGUUUAUUGAAGUACGUAUUUUAUUGUAUGUUGAUUAUUAUAGGACCUUAUCAACAAUUUACUGACUUACUAGGUCCCCUUAUUUCGCUUUCGUAUGGAUUAUACAUUUACUUCGAAGUCGAAAAAACACUAAAAUAUUUAUUUUCUCCCUUAACCCAUUAGCGCCCAUUGUACCCACUUAGGUACACCUGGGUUACGGUGUUAGAUUCGAUUUCUACUUUAACUACCUAACAGCAAUUAAAAAAAAUGGUGGUUUCCAAAAAGUGGGUGUAGGCGCUAAUGGGUUAGAGCGAUAAUAAAGUGAAAUGAUUAAUGUUUACGUAAAACGGGAUAAAAAAUUUAUGUAGUUUGAGUUAUGAUUAUAAUUAUUUCAGACAAUCUGUGGCCUGUUUUAUAUUAUUAUACAGCCAGAAGCAAUAAAAAUGUUACACUUAACAAACAUAAAUAAUGUUCAUACAAAGUGAACUCGUUCUUAUUGCUUUUGAGUGUAGAUUUAUUUUUAUUUUGUUAUAAACAAGUAGUCGUUAGUAAGAACUUGCUGUUUUGUAAAUUAAUAUAUUUUAAUUUUUUAUUUUUACCUCGUCAAUUUUCAGAUAAUAUUAUUAUUGUUAAAGGUGUCAUGUUUUUUUUUAUAUUUGUAAGAUGAUUGAUAACCCAACAAUGUUAAAACUUUUCUUUAACACAAUGACAGCCGAUAAAAUAGUCCAGUUAAUUUGUGUAUCUUGUCCAUUGUCCAAAUUAACUUAGGCAUAGUUCCAUAUUUUGGAUGUGUAUUAUAUCUACGAUCUAAAUUAAAAGCUAUUGUGUAUAUUAUUUCAUUCAAUAUUGAUGUGCAAAAUUAUAGUAAAUGUCUUGGAUCUCUAAAAAUAAGAAAAAAAAAGACAAAAAUACUUUACAAAAUUUCUAAAUGUGCAAUAAAUGUGUGUUGUAGUGUUACCAUUAGGCAUAAAAUUUUCAGCGACAAAAACAUUUUUACUGGAACACGCAUAUGGCAAUUUGUGUGUUCAACAUGUAUUUGAUCUCAUUAUUAAAUUAGUAAAUAUGUUUUUGUGGCACAAUAAAUUGAAUAUUUGGCACUUUAAAAAAGGCACAUUUUCCUAAAAUAAUUGAAAAACGGUUUGAAAACGUGUUGAAAAUGGAUUUGUUGGUAAUUAAUUUCAUAAUGAAAUAUAUUUGUUUCAUUAA
Messenger RNA from Cydia strobilella, 8677 nucleotides. RefSeq names its product protein jim lovell-like. NCBI's taxonomy places the organism in Eukaryota, Metazoa, Arthropoda, Insecta, Lepidoptera, Tortricidae. Gene Ontology annotation, molecular function: protein binding. The transcript has 7 exons. Gene Ontology annotation, cellular component: nucleus. Bases 395 to 2806 code for a protein of 803 amino acids. The record is from RefSeq and is a predicted model, not a curated record. Gene Ontology annotation, biological process: regulation of transcription by RNA polymerase II.